UUUUUUUUUUUUUUUGAGACGGAAUCUCACUCUGUCACCUAGGCUGGAGUCCAGUGGUGCAAUCUCGGCUCACUGCAACCUCCCUGUCCUGGGUUCAAGCGAUUCUCCUGCCUCAGCCACCUGAGUAGCUGGGAUUACAGGCAUGCGCCACCACACUCAGCUAAUUUUUGUAUUUGUAGUAGAGACAGGGUUUCACCCUGUUGGCCAGGCUGGUCUCGAACUCCUAACCUCAGGUGAUCUGCCUGCCUUGGCCUCCCAAAGUACUGGGAUUACAGGCGUGAGCCACUGCGCCCAGCCCAUUCAUUCUUUUGACAAAUAUUUGUUGGGCCCCUAUAUGCCAGGUACUGUGGUAGGCACUGAGGAUACAAGAGGCAAAUAAGACAUGGCAACUGUCUCAGGAAAUUGAAGUCCUCAUUAGUCUCCAUGCUUACAAGCUUACCAUCUUUAAAUCCGUCAUCCACACUGACACCACAACUGUGUGGCAUUAGUGUGUAUAUCUUACGCUAGUGUGUACAUCUUUCCUGCUUAAAAUCCUUCAUUAGUCUCCUGUCACUAACAGGAUAAAGACCAAACUCCCUAGUUAGACUUAUAAAACUUUCAAAAUCUGCACCAUAUUUACUUCCCCAGGCUUAUAUCUCACCACUGUGCCUCAUUCUUUAUACUCCCUUAAAAACAAACUACUUUUAUUCCAACCCCACACCAGGGCCAUUUCUUUCCUUAUGUGUCUUUGAUGAUGCUAAUACCUGUCUGGAAUUCCUUUCCUCCCCAAUUCCUAUUGAAUUUUCAAAAUAUAACUCACUCCUGAGGGGUCUUGGAAUAGGUGACUUUAGAGCAAAUUCCAUUCCUCUGUGUAUAUUUCCAUCAUAGUAACCACUGAAUUGAAACUGUUGGCUUGUUUUUCUCUCCCAUUAGACUAAAAGCACCUUGAGAGCAAGGGUCAUGGUCUGAGUUUUUUCAUAUAUUCUUUUAAAGCACAAUAUUCAGCACAGAGUAGAUGCUCACAUAUUUAUUGAAUUGAACUGAAGCAGCUUACCUUGGCCUUCCAGCAUGCUUAAAUCCUUAUUCUCCAUCUAUUCUCCUUCCUCAUUUAAUGUAGAAUAUUUCUUUUCAUCUUCCCUUUAUUGUAGUAUACAAGGGUUUCAGCUUUUGAUUAGUUUGGGUUUGUCAGCUGGCUUUUAGUGCAGUGAUAAAUUCCAAUUACAUUGCCAAGCGGAGACCAGGAUGGACACAAGUUAGCUUAGUUGGAUAGUUUAUAUGGCUAGUGAUAGCCUGUAAUGAUACUGUUUCUUUUUCAUUUAUUCAGUGUGCCUGAAUCAAGUGUUAUGCUUUCUUUACCAAAUAAUGAAACUUGCCAGGCAUAGUGUUUCACACCUGCAGUGCCAACCCUUUGGGAGGCUGAGGAUCACUUGAGCCCAGGAGUUCGAGACCACCCUGGGCAACAUGAACUUGAUGGAGAGUUUGGAUUCAUUGCUUUGUGCAGAAGGUUCUGAAAGUCUGAAGAGUUUAUGUCUGAAACUUCUCCUUUGCUUAGUGACCGUGACAGAUAACAUCAGCCAGAACACUAUUCUCGAGUAUGUAAUGAUCAACAGCAUAUUUGAAGCAAUUUUACAGAUACUUUCCCAUCCCCCAAGUCGUAGGGAGCAUGGGUAUGAUGCUGUCGUCCUCUUGGCUUUGCUGGUGAACUAUAGAAAAUAUGAGUCUGUGAAUCCUUAUAUUGUGAAGCUGUCUAUCGUGGAUGAUGAGGCCACACUCAAUGGAAUGGGACUUGUAAUUGCUCAGGCUUUAUCUGAGUACAACAGGCAGUAUAAAGACAAGGAAGAAGAACACCAAAGUGGUUUUUUCUCUGCUUUAACAAAUAUGGUGGGCAGCAUGUUCAUAGCAGAUGCCCAUGAGAAAAUCUCAGUACAAACCAAUGAGGCCAUUCUUCUGGCACUUUAUGAAGCUGUUCAUUUAAAUCGCAACUUCAUCACAGUAUUAGCUCAGAGCCAUCCAGAAAUGGGCUUGGUGACGAGCCCUGUCAGUCCUGCUCCUACAACACCAGUCACACCACUUGGGACCACACCGCCUUCCUCUGAUGUUAUAAGUUCUGUGGAACUCCCACUGGAUGCAGAUGUACAGACCAGUAAUCUACUGAUAACCUUUUUAAAGUAUAGCUCAAUUGUCAUGCAGGACACCAAAGAUGAACACAGGCUUCACAGUGGCAAACUCUGUCUGAUUAUCCUUACAUGUAUUGCAGAGGAUCAAUAUGCCAAUGCAUUUUUGCAUGAUGACAACAUGAAUUUUCGAGUAAACUUACAUAGAAUGCCUAUGAGACACAGGAAGAAGGCAGCAGACAAGAAUCUUCCCUGCCGUCCUUUAGUAUGUGCAGUACUGGACCUGAUGGUAGAGUUUAUUGUAACACACAUGAUGAAGGAGUUUCCUAUGGAUCUCUAUAUACGCUGCAUCCAGGUAGUACACAAACUGCUCUGCUACCAGAAGAAGUGUCGGGUACGCCUGCAUUACACCUGGCGGGAGCUCUGGUCAGCCUUGAUAAAUUUGCUGAAGUUCCUUAUGUCAAAUGAGACUGUACUUUUGGCCAAACACAACAUUUUUACAUUAGCCCUUAUGAUUGUGAACCUAUUUAAUAUGUUUAUCACAUAUGGCGACACAUUUCUGCCAACCCCCAGCAGCUAUGAUGAACUUUACUAUGAGAUUAUCCGCAUGCACCAGAGCUUUGACAACCUCUACUCCAUGGUCCUGAGGCUUUCUACCAAUGCAGGCCAGUGGAAGGAAGCAGCUAGCAAGGUGACCCAUGCAUUGGUUAAUAUCAGAGCCAUCAUCAACCACUUUAACCCCAAAAUUGAGUCCUACGCUGCUGUGAAUCACAUAUCCCAACUGUCAGAGGAGCAGGUGCUGGAGGUGGUGAGAGCCAACUAUGACACGCUCACGCUGAAGCUGCAGGAUGGCCUGGACCAGUAUGAGCGCUACUCAGAGCAGCACAAGGAAGCUGCCUUCUUCAAAGAGCUGGUUCGAUCCAUUAGCACCAACGUCCGGAGAAACCUGGCCUUCCACACACUCAGCCAAGAAGUCCUGCUCAAGGAGUUCUCCACUAUCUCCUGAGGCCACGCCUACCUGAGCAGCCUCUGACUGCCCUUACCCAUGAGGAUCAUGGGCUGGAGGGGGAGCGAGGGGAGAGGGGGCUGCCCCCGAGGUUGGAGAGAAACACAGAUACCAAGUUCUCUUGGUGAAGACCACACUUCAAUGGAGCUCGGGCAGCAGGGGCAGGAGGGUCAAGCCAGGGAUAAUCUUAUUUGGGGAGGAAUGGGUGGGCACAGUGGGGAGAGGCCUCCAGGAAUGUGGGGACUUCCAGAGUGGGCUCCCUAAACAGCCCCUCACAUUUCCAAUCUUGAGGUUACAAGCUGUAGCUACUGACUAAUUUUCGGGAGCUGUUGAGGCAAGCCUCAGGGUAAUGCCAGCACCCUGAAAGUCAGUGGCUCUGCUCAGCUUCUGAAAACAGAUCAACUCUCAGAUAUAGCUGGAGCUACAUCCUGCUUCCUUUGGGCCUGGGGCUGUGCUUGGCUUGAAAUCUGUGUCCCCUGCCUGCACUGGCACUUUGUCCAGUCAUCGGGACCUUUGGCUCAGAUUUAGGGUAAGAUAGGAAUAGGGUACCUUUUUCCUUUUUUUUCUGAGACGGAGUCUCACUCUGUCGCCCAGGCUGGAAUGCAGUGGCGUGAUCUCGGCUUUACUGCAGCCUCCGCUUCCUGGGUUCAAGCGAUUCUCCUGCCUCAGCCUCCCGAGUAGCUGGGACUACAGGAGCGUGUGCCACGCUCAGCUAAUUUUUUGUAUUUUUAGUAGAGAUGGGGUUUCACCAUGUUACCCAGGAUGGUCUCAAUAUCCUGAGUUCAUGAUCCACCCGCCUUGGCCUCCCAAAGUGCUGGGAUUACAGGCGUGAGCCACCACACCCAGCCAGUUUUCCUAUUUUCUGAAUUCAGAAUUGACUUCUCUGGGAAAACUGGAGAUGAGAAUCUGCCCAGUGCUCUGCUGUCCGGCCACCGCCUUUUGAAUUUUAGUUUUGGCACCAGGAGUACCGUUAGCUUUCCCCUUCUUCUGGCCCAUUUGACUCAUCAGCACAAUAGGGUCACAACCUUAACUUUUAAUUUCUAAUCUGGUUUACUGUCUUUAGGGUGUGUAUGAAAUAAACAUUGACAGGCUUUCUGGAGCCCUCAAGGUGCCUACUUUGCUGGUUCCCUUUCCAGCAGCUCCCCCACCUCCCUAGCCCCCCCUCCUCUGGCAGCCUCUCCUGCCUCUGCUGAGCUCCCCUCCACGUGUUCCACCCCCUUACCCUGCUGUUGUUUACAUCCAACCUGCCUGAGAAUUUCCUCUGGGGAGGAAUCUGUUCCUGUCAUGGUCUAGUGCCUGGGAGGGAGAGAACUUUCUGGGGGUAGGGUGCCCUCCAUCUGAAACAGGCCAGGUGAGCAUCAUGCAUAAGGCCUCCAUUCUGUCCGCUCAGAUUCUGGGUGGGGCCACAGGCAAAUCUCCUGACUUCUGGGGAGUUGGCUUGUGGUUCCUCCCUUGGAUAGCCUCCAUGGAACCACUAUAGGCUUUCCCAACAGCUGCCUCUGAAAUAGCUGCUGCUUCGAGAUCCUCCCUUUUUAAAGCACUUUCUAAAGCCCUCAGGAUGGCGGGAGCAAACAGCACUGGUAUAUUCUAGGAGUAAGUGCAGGAAUUCAGCAGUGAGAGCAUGUCUGGGACCACCUGGACUGCCAUCCAUUUAACCUCAAAUCUCUUUGGGAUACUUGCCCUCCCUGGGAACCAGAGUUCUGGCUCUAACAUUGAGCAGCUAUGCACUAGUUCCAGAGAAGCCACUAACAGGCUGCCAUGUGUAGAUGUAGGUUCUUAAGAGAUCACAGGCUGGGUCAUCUGAUCACUGGAUGGAUAGCUCAGCCUGGGGCAUUUAGUGUUUUCCCUGGUGAUAAACCCCCAAGGCAGCUGGAUUUGGAGCUGGUGGCAAGUUGAAAUUAUUAAAAAUUGAUUUGUGUGGGACUGUC
This is a messenger RNA of Gorilla gorilla gorilla (western lowland gorilla), 5027 nucleotides long. RefSeq names its product armadillo like helical domain containing 3 (gene ARMH3). The transcript has 22 exons. Bases 1441 to 3099 code for a protein of 552 amino acids. The record is from RefSeq and is a predicted model, not a curated record. Lineage: Eukaryota; Metazoa; Chordata; Mammalia; Primates; Hominidae. Gene Ontology annotation, cellular component: cytosol.